Messenger RNA from Scleropages formosus (Asian bonytongue), 4032 nucleotides. RefSeq names its product centrosomal protein 104 (gene cep104). The record is from RefSeq and is a predicted model, not a curated record. NCBI's taxonomy places the organism in Eukaryota, Metazoa, Chordata, Actinopteri, Osteoglossiformes, Osteoglossidae. Gene Ontology annotation, cellular component: cilium. The coding region runs from base 80 to 2884 and encodes 934 amino acids. The transcript has 22 exons.
GUCUCCCUGUUGUCCAACGGUGGUUAUGGAGAUGUAGGAGGAUAAGGAUACUGCUGGAGUUAGCAUCCUGCUAGCUGAGAUGCCACAGAAGCUGAGCUUCGCGGUGCUCAGCGCGUCCAGCCACGAGGACGGCUUCAGCGCACGCGAGCUGCUCGUGCACGCACCCACAGUCAGCGGCUGGCGCUCCGCCAGGUUCUGCUCGUACCCCCAGGAAAUCACCCUGCAGCUAGCAGGACGGAGCCACAUCCGGAAGCUCCAGCUGCUCGCCCACCCCUACAUGAUUUCGGGCAAAAUUGAGUUCCACGUCGCCGACAGCCUGUCAGAGACACCUGAUGUCAAUUCCUCGGGGUGGUUCCGGCGGCUUGGAUAUGUGUCACUGUCGGAAAACGAGAAAACGGGGUUUAAGGCGCGGGAGCUGAAGUCCGUUCAUGUGGACGUUGUGGGAACGCACUUGAGACUCACGUUCCACAAGAACUACACCAACCGCUAUAACCUGUUCAACCAGGUUGCUUUAGUUGCAAUAAAUGUUCUGGGGGAUCCUGUUGAUGGCAGAGCGAUGGACUUGACCGCCAGCGGAGAUGAGCUGAUCGAGCACAAUCUCAGCCUGUCGUUGGAGGGCCCAUCUGUAGGGCAACACACCCCCAUCUCCCCUCUAGACGACCUGGCGUUCGACAUGUACCAGGACCCUGAGGUGGCACACAUCAUCCGCCGCCUCCACCACAAGAAGCAGGAGUGUGUGCGCCAGGAGAGAUACGACCUCGCCAAGACACUCAAGCAGGCCAUGGCGGACCUGCAAAAGGUGGGGGAGCUGCUGGGUCGCCUCGACGUGGAGAAACGCUACGCCAUCGAGAAGGAGGACUAUGACACGGCCAGGGAGAAGAAGGAGCACAUAGAGGAGUACCGUCUCAAGGUGUACCAACAGCUCGAGCUGCACGACCUGCUUGACACGACACAGAUCCGUAAGGUGGCUGAUGUUCACUACGAGGACUCGGGAGUCCCCCGCCUCUCACCGCGGGACAAACGGGCAGCGCCUACCCCUCAAAUCCAGGAGGGGACCACCCAGGUUGAGCCCACGGGGCCAGAACAGGCCGCUGCGAGCCCCCCAGCCUCCCGACGGACACAGACCCCCCCAACACUGUUUCCGGCUCAGCAGAAAACUCCACAGGUCUGCAGCCUGCCCUUCGACGAGAGGCCCUUGCCUACGUUGCUCAAGCAGCCCCCGGAAGAGGAACAGCGGCGAUGGAUGCAGGCCGCGGAGCCCCUGUCCUCAGAUGACCUCUCCGGCAGCCCGGCCGUCGUCGGGGAUGCCGAGCCCCUGACGGAGAAGGCCCAGCGGGAAGCAAGCCUCCCUAUCGAGGUGUACGGGGAUGGCCUGGUGGCUAAGGCAUACUCCAAGUCCUGGAUACACCGGGAGGACGCUCUUGUGUCCAUUGCCAGAAAGUUGACGGAGGUGACAGUGGGGACCCCCCGGGAGGAGCUCAAGGCCAUGGAGCGGGCAGCGGUGUUCGUAGUCAAGAAGGCCCUCAUGGACCCUGUGAUGUCUGUGCUGCAGGCAUCACUGAAGCUGCUGAAGACCAUCCUGACCCAUUUCGUACCCAGGCACAAGCUGGGCAAGGCGGAAGUGGCUCACUGCGUGGAACAGACCUUGGCCGUCCUCCUGGCCCGAACCGGCGACUCCUCCAGCAGGGCUCGAGCCACGGCCACGAGCUUCAUCCAGGAAAUGGCCCUGUUCAAGGAGGUGCGGUCCCUGCAGGCAGUUCCUGCGGAGCUGCUGAAGCCCCUCCCACCCGGGAUGCCGGCCCGCCCUGCGCUGAGCCGUGCCCAGCUGCUGGAGCGACUGCUGCCCGAGUUGGGCACAGGCGGCUCGGGGUUUGCCCUGGAUGGCAUCAUGAGGUUCUGCACGGGUGCGUUAGAACACAGCGCCUGCGAGGUGCGCGAAUCGGCCGUGAGGCUCAUCCUGGCCGUGUACCAGCAGCACCGACAUGCCACCCUGGCGUUCCUUCCGCCGGACGACAGCAUCACACGCAAGAACAUGGUUUACAGGAAGAUUUUCGACGGCUUCGCCAAGAUUGACGGGCGACCCAGCGAGCUCCACAUCACCGGCCUGAAGAGGAACGACACACAGAAAGAGGAGAAAGAGAAGAAGGAGGAAAUUCGGAGCCUUCAGGAGCAGCUGGCAGCGCUGAGAGAGAUCAGUGAGAAGGAAAACGCGAAAGAGAACACCAAGAAAAAGGAGGAGCAGCUUUCUAAGCCCACGAAAGCAGACGUGGCAAGAGGCGCCUCCACCGCCAGGCCUUCACACGCAGCCAGCGAAAAAUCCUCAGUGGCCAAUUACCUAGACAGUCUCUGCAUCUUCUGUGGCGAGAGGGACGACUCUUUCACGGACGAGGGGCUCGACCUGCACUACUGGAAGCACUGUCCCAUGCUGUUGCGCUGUGACCACUGUAAACAGGUGGUGGAGAUCUGCAGCUUGACGGAGCACCGGCUGGCAGAGUGCGAGAGCAGAGCCACCUUCGCCCCGUGUCGCCGCUGCGGGGAGGCCAUCCCCAGGGAUGCUCUGUCCAGACACACGCAGGGUCUGGCGUGCCAGCCUCACGGGUCCGAGGAGAAGGCCAACCAUUGUCCUUUGUGCCACGAGAACUUCACAGCGGGAGAGGAGGCCUGGAAGUCUCACCUCAUGGGCAGGGAUGGCUGUAAACAGAACCCGCGCAGGACGACGGCCCCGCAGCGAGCAAAGCUCUCACAAGGUAAGACCAUGAGCAUGAAGGCUGCAAAGCAAGUGCCCUUGGGGUCCAGAAGCCGACCUGCGGCUGCUGUUGGCAAGACUGCUGCACCCAAGGCUGGACUCAACAGAACCACCCGGCAGCCACCUGCUAGACGCUGAGAACAGCGGCAGCAGCAACUCAACAAGAGGCGCCUCCCUCCACGGUGGGGAUGGUCAUGUCCAAAACGCGAGCCCUUCAUGGUGGGAACGGUCACGUUGGCUCGUUACUAAUAGGCUCCUCCCAUUCGUUGAUGAGCUGUGAUUCGUUGAUCCCCAUCGGGGAGCCUUAUGGGGUUGUUCACUUUGCAGCCUAGGGUCUCUUGUACUGUAGUCAAGAAUUGCAUUUUUGUACGUUUUGUAUCCAUGAAUUAGGUCCAUUUAACCGUAUUGCCUUUAACUCGACAGAAAUACAGAUGGCAUCUGAGCACCAGAUACAUAGAUGUAGAUAUAUAUAUAUAAAUGUAGAUAGAGACAUUAAUACCAAAGUAAAUUGCACAAGAAGGUUGGAUUAUUAUUCCUUCACUGUUUUGCUUUGAGGAGUCAGAGCUGUAACACGUGGUCAGUUUUACUGUUAUUUCGUCAAUAAUUCAGAAAUGGGAAACACAUUUUUAAGCUCUUUCUUUCUGAAGUAUCUGAUAGCUCACUUCAGCACUCUGAAUCGUGAACAAUUUAAUUGUACUCUUUACCGUAUAUGAACUUUUCCUUUGCACUUGUAACGGAAGUUGAAACUUCUUCGUGAUCCGGUGUUGAAUUUCUGAUUUUUCAAAGAAAUACAAUCCACAGCACAGUAUUAGAAAGAGUAUUGUUUACAUUUAAGGUAUAUAAUAAAUGUGAUGAUGUACAUGGAUGCGUUAAACUCAGAUCAUAAUUUCUUAAUAUAGGCAUCAUUGAAACUGGUGGUUUGUAGAAAAAUAGUGUGUGCCUUUCAUGUCCUUUAAUUCGGCUGUAUUGAAGUAUAAUUAAAGUGAUGUUUUUUAAAGAUUUUUUUCCCUCAAAAUCAGAAUACAAUGUGAUACAUACAAAUAUGGGUGUGUGUAAAUCUAGAGCAUCUUACUUUAAAAAGCACAAAGAAAUGGUAAGUGCAAAAAUUAAACUUGUAUCAUUAUCGGAUCCUUUUUCAAUGUUGACAUAUGUCUGAAAAGAAGAAAUGUACUUUUAUUUUGUCCAGUGGAGAGACGUAUUGUGCUGGUAUUUAAACUGAUGUAAAAUGCAAUGUGUAAAAAGAUGUAACAAGGUUUUCAAACUACAAAGAUGAAGUGUUUUCUGCA